Molecule: messenger RNA, 8240 nt
Organism: Salmo salar (Atlantic salmon)
Lineage: Eukaryota; Metazoa; Chordata; Actinopteri; Salmoniformes; Salmonidae
Source: RefSeq, a predicted model, not a curated record
UAUUGGAAACUGGUAUAGAUGCAGACGGCAGAAUUCAGUUAAAGACAACAGAUGAACAGAAGACAAGCUAGCCACACACCAAAAUGUAUUUCUGCUAGCAGUUAGCCUGUGGGGAGCCAAACUGAAUCAGCCAACCACCCAUUCCUAUGAAGAUAAAAGAAACCUGGGCUCAUGAGGUUUGCUGGGCACACACCGAGUGGGAUAUCCACCAAGCACUGGAGUACAGAUAACACCGCACUACCACCACUGUGGGUCAUCUAAAAAGGAUCCGCCUAAAAAGGACCUGAUGUGUUUCAGGUAAAAUAACAACCCAAUGUUUAUCUCCCAGGACAAAUUACCUAGCUAAAUGUCAAUGAAUGUUUCAUGUGUGUUUUGAUCUCUCACCAAAUUAAUAUAGUUUUUUAUUUUAACCUCUGUCAUUCAUGAGUCUGGUGGGGAAAGACUAAAUCAACAUGCGCACGAUGGCACAUGCGGUGUCAGUGUUUCUUUCUUUAUAAUUGAAGUGAUUUAACAAGGUGGACCACACACUUAAAUGACUAAUCUAACCACUUAUAAAUUAGAUUACUACUAAAGUGACUUUGGUCUUCUGAAACAACGUGUGUGUUUGCCGGGGUAAUAAAAAUGCUGUCCAAUACCUUCCCUAUGGGAGUUAGAUUAAUUGGACCUGCUUGACAAUGGUGAAAUCAAUAGCAAAGCAAACUCCAGUGUAAUGCAUCAGAGAUUCAGGUGUUAGACCAUGCAUGUGAUUGUCAGUCUUUUUUUCAUUUCAUUGCUACACCUUUCAAAUUAAUAAUUUGGUAUUUUCUGAUGGAUGACCUAUCAUGAUGCCAUUGAUUUAUGUUGCUGCCAGUACAUGCUAUGUAGUACACAUCAUUCAUUCAACGUAGAAUGCUUAUCUUUUUUUUUCUUAUAAUGCCAGAGGCAAGCUAUGGUAGACUUCAUUGAUUUGAGUGUUAAAUGGCUUAAAGAAUGUAGCCUGUUAUUAAUUGCAGUAUCUAAUCUGUGUUCCAUAUGGCAUACCAUUUUUUAUGGCAUAAUAGAGGCUUUCCAUAUUUUUGUUAUUGUAUUUCAAAUUGGAGGUGGAGCCCACCAUUAUAAAUGGCAAGUAUUUCAGAAAAUGUCUUGCUAUUCUGUAAUAUGAUCAUAAGAACUUUAACAGAUCAUGAAACAGGCUGUGUUUCAAAAUGCAUACUUAUGUUCUAUCUAGAACGUUAGGCGAGUACGGACGUCAACUGUCAUUUUUCAAGUGCGAUUCCAAACGUAAGUACGUGAAAAGGCAAGUAUAUACUAAGUUUACGGGAAGUUCCAUAAGCGUACUUGGGAGGUCUGGAAAACAAAGCACGCAUGGGAGCAUACUUUUUCGUUCCCUUCGCGAGGAGGCUAUCCCAUAACACCUUACGGCGCAGCAAACAUUUUAAAAAUUCCUAAUUAAUGGCAGACUAAAGUCCCGCUUGGAAGAUCAAUUUCCAGAGGAUUAAGAAAUACUUUUGUAAAAUGGACAGAUAGCAACUGAUGCGUUCAUUUUACUCCACGGCAUUGGCUUGGCAGGACAAAAGUCAUGCCCGAUGGUUUGGAGAAAAUGGGUUGAAUUAUCAUCUAAAAGUAAAUCGGUGACCACUUGAUCAAGCCUAUGAAUAUUCAAAACUUUUUACAAACCAUUGCACAUUUGUAAAGGUAGUUGUUUCUCAGCAUCUUGAAGCAGGGGUGUGAUCAUGAGUCCAAGCUAAAACGAGAGAUUCUAUUGGACAAAUUCAGGUUGAAGCACAUCCCACCCUAACACCUAGACACAUGUAAAGAACUUGGAAACCUGCCGUCCACCAGGAAAAUCAUCCUAUCCCAGGAGUUUAUUAAGCCGUGUGCAACAUCACUACAGUAGAUCCAUACAUGUUAUUUUCUAUCAUGUUACUUAUGAAGCUCAUUCUAAAAUACAAUGAGUUCUCUUGUAGGGGAACUUCACCGUGUGCAAGUUAUUCCUGCACAAACACCUUGUUCAACUAUUUGUGGUCUACAAUUUACAGGAAAACAAAUAAAAGCGAUCAUAUUUAUUAAAGAUGACAAGUGUUGAUGUCUCCCAACAGUUCUGGUUUUGAGGCUUGGCAUCUGGGGGCUGCAGUUAAUCUGUCUAAUUCCCUACAAGGAGAGAGAAAAGCAUUCAUAAUUUUACAAUGGUGUAAUUAUUUAAUGUAAUUCCUGUUUGAUAUGUUUGCAUAUACUUAAAGUGGACAUUGUCCUUUAAUAUGCCAGUGUUUGUUUUCUAUCCAAUGCAAUUAGCUUACACUAGGAUGAAGUGGCCUUCUAGUUAUAUUGUGUAUCGCCUAUCAAUGUAUAAAGUGAAUGUAAAACCAAGCUAUCUUGAACAUCAUAUGCAUGGGUGUUAUAGUUGUAUGAAUUUAGCACUGAAAGCCUGCUCAUUAGAAAUGUAAUGUUACAUUCACAGUGAAACACAAAAUGACAGAAUAUUGAUCAUUCUUAAACAGUAAGCAAAAUAGUUUAUUUAGCUUCUAUUUUUUUUUGUUGCUUCAAGCUUACCUGUCAUACGUCCACAACGAUGUAGCAGCAGACCAAGUAAUGUGCGAGAGGAGGACCCCACAUAAAAUAUUGAUUCUGGUCGGUGUCAGCUUAAUUCACUAACCUGUACUGAGAACGAUUCUGUGUAAACAAAUGUAGCUAGCUGGCUGCAUGGUGAUGCGGUUUCCUGUUUAGGUCAGUCACAUCGAAGUACAUUUCAAAUUGAAUGGAUUUUAAGCACUGUGCGUUCUCCAUUCUAGACAGUAUGCUCUCUCAGGUGUUCUUGGAAGUUUACCCUUGAAAGAACUGGUGAACGCAGGUGUGUAUUUUGAAACAUAGCCAUACUGUAUGUCAUACUACUCUCCUCUUCCCAGGUAAACCAUGAUCCCCAUCACUGAGCUGCGUUACUUUGUAGACUGUCAGCCUGCCUACCGUAUCCUGAAGCCAUGGUGGGACGUCUUCACUGACUACAUCUCUAUUGUCAUGCUCAUGAUCGCCGUGUUCGGGGGCACGCUGCAGGUCACUCAGGACAAGAUGAUCUGCCUGCCCUGCAAGUGGGUGGUCAACCAGACCUGCAGGAGGUAUUUCAAUGCCACCCUGUCGGCCCCGCCGAUGUUGGAGCCCAAAGGGAUCCAAUACAACCUGGACCGCCACCAGUACAACUACGUAGACGCCGUCUGCUACGAGAAUCGCCUGCACUGGUUCGCCAAGUACUUCCCCUACCUGGUGCUACUGCACACGCUCAUCUUCCUGGCUUGCAGUAACUUCUGGUUCAAGUUCCCCCGGACUAGCUCCAAACUGGAGCACUUUGUGUCGAUUCUCCUGAAGUGUUUUGACUCUCCCUGGACCACCAGGGCUCUGUCUGAGACGGUGGUGGAGGAGAGCGACCCCAAGCCGAUAAAGAUGAAUGGCUCAAUGGAUAAGAAAGUGUCGUGUAUCAGCGAGGAUGUGGAGGCUAGCGUCCCCAUGCUCCAAAGGACAAAGUCUCGCCUGGAGCAGGGUAUUGUGGAUCGCACAGAGACAGGCGUCCUGGAUAAGAAAGAAGGUGAACAGGCGAAGGCCUUGUUCGAAAAAGUGAAGAAGUUCCGCAUACACGUGGAAGAGGGAGACAUUGUGUACAGGCUCUACAUCCGACAGACUAUUAUCAAAGUCAUUAAGUUCAUUUUUAUUAUCUGCUAUACAGGGUAUUAUGUGCACAAUAUUCAGUUCAGCGUGGACUGUAGUGUGGAUAUAGAGAACCUCACGGGGUACAGCAUGUAUCGUUGUGCUCAUCCUCUGGCCACCCUGUUUAAGAUCCUAGCUUGUGUCUACAUCAGCUUAGUGGGGGUAUACGGAUUAAUUUGCAUGUAUACCCUCUGUUGGAUGCUGCGGCGCUCGCUGAAGAAAUACUCCUUUGAGUCGAUACGAGAGGAGAGCAGUUACAGCGACAUACCGGACGUAAAGAACGACUUUGCUUUCAUGCUGCACAUGAUCGACCAGUACGAUCCACUGUACUCCAAACGCUUUGCCGUCUUCCUGUCUGAAGUGAGCGAGAACAAGCUGCGGCAGCUCAACCUGAACAAUGAGUGGACUCUGGACAAACUGAGGCAGAGGAUCACCAAGAACUCCCAGGAGAAGCUGGAGCUGCACCUGUUCAUGCUGAGCGGCAUCCCAGACACCGUGUUUGAUCUGAUAGAGCUGGAGGUGCUGAAGCUGGAGCUCAUCCCAGACAUCACCAUCCCUCCCAUCAUUGCCCAGCUGGUCAACCUGAAGGAGAUGUGGCUAUACCACACCCCGGCUAAGAUCGAGGCUCCGGCCCUGGCCUUCCUCAGGGAGAACCUCAAAUCCCUCCACAUCAAGUUCACAGACAUCAAGGAGAUCCCUCUGUGGAUCUAUAGUUUGAAGAACCUGAGCGAGCUGCACCUGACGGGGAACCUGAGCGCAGAGAACAAUCGAUAUAUUGUUAUUGAUGGGCUACGGGAGCUGAAGAGGCUCAAGGUCCUCCGGUUGAAGAGCAACUUGACCAAGCUACCUCAGGUGGUGACGGAUGUGGGGGUGCACCUCCAGAAGCUCUCAGUUAACAACGAGGGCACCAAGCUGAUGGUUCUCAACAGCCUGAAGAAGAUGGUGAACCUGACUGAACUGGAGCUGAUACGCUGUGAUCUGGAACGCAUCCCACACUCCAUCUUCAGCCUGCACAACCUGCAGGAGAUUGACCUCAAGGACAAUAAUCUGAAGACGAUCGAGGAGAUCAUCAGCUUCCAGCACCUGCACCGUCUGGUCUGCCUUAAACUCUGGUACAACCAGAUUGCCUACAUUCCCAUCCAGAUCGGGACCCUCAACAACAUGGAGAGGCUCUAUCUGAACAGGAACAAGAUCGAUAACAUCCCCAGUCAACUUUUCUAUUGUCGUAAGCUACGCUUCCUGGACCUGAGCCAUAACAAUCUCACCUACAUCCCAGCAGACGUGGGGUACCUGCAGAACCUCCAGUACCUGGCAGUCACAGCCAACAGAAUCGAGACCCUGCCCAAUGAGCUGUUCCAGUGUAAGAAGCUCCGUACUCUGAACCUGGGGAAUAACUGCCUGACGUCUCUGCCAUCGCGCUUCGGGGAGCUGACGGGGCUGACCCAGCUGGAACUGAGGGGGAACAGGCUGGAAUGUCUGCCCGUAGAGCUGGGGGAGUGCAAGCAGCUGAAGAGGACGGGCCUGGUGGUGGAGGAGGACCUCUUCAACACCCUGCCCACCGAGGUGAAGGAGCAGCUGUGGAAGGUGGACAAGGAGACGGCCUGAACAGAUAGGGGUUGGAGGUGGAUGUUAACUCCGUUGAAACAGCCAGGGCCCCUGGAGGACUGGGGAGGACUACACAGACCCAGACAGCACGCUAACCAAGCAGGACCUGCUCACUUUGACUGUACUCUACUGCAGGGCUGCUUUUCAAGGGAAUUUAUGCUAAUGUCCCACCGCCAUGCUACUUUUUUCCUGCUGUAACAGUUGUGAAAUGCAGUUUUAAAAGGGACAUUGGUAAGGAAAAGUGUUAAGUUUUACAACAUGUGUGUGCAUUGAAUGAGAUCAGAUGUGUUGCAUAUGAGAUUGCAAAAUGCAAAUGCAAUUUUCCUGUAAGAGAAAGGACUUAAAUAAUUAGCCAGCAGAUGCAUUUUCUGGUGGGCAGUGUUAUUGUCAUUCAGACAGGGUAUAUUAUCCUGUCAUAUCGUAACCCAUUUAUAUAACACAAUGCAGUAGACUACCCUUGAUCCAGAUUCUCUAGGGUGCUAAGGGAUGGUUAGAGAUUUACGGAACGGGGACAUGGGGGAAGGCCUCAGGGCCAUGCUUUUUACAUUUCAGUCACGGGGAGGGUUUAGUAUUUUUAUUUUUUUCGAGUCCUGUAAUUGAUCAAGUUAUGUUUUAGAAUGAGUUGCUUACUAUAUAACGAUGUGUGCCCGAUGCCGCCCCAAAACCCUUAUUCUCCUCUGGGCACCCAAUUUCAAGUGACCUAUAGUCUAUUUGCUGUGAUCCCAAUCAAAUGAUCCAUUGCUUAUAGGCCUAGACUAUACGAAGUGCAUGCUUGGAGAAGCACAGGGCAAAGUUAUAUUUGUAAAAAAAUGAACUUCCUGGAUGUUUUGCGCUGCUCUGAUGGUGUAAAUAAAACUACACUACAUUACACACUGCAAUGGAUAUUCCAAUCAAGAACCCUGCUCUUGCUGAUCAAAACCUUUUUGUGCUGUCUAACCAAUGGCUGUGCUGUGCAAGUUGGCAGUUCAGGAGGCGAGUCAGAUUUCUUCUCAAAAUAAUUUAAUUCCGGCUAAUUUGAGUAGGCCUAAUUCAUUUCAAGUCUUCAUUUUAAUUUGACUUUAUUAACAAGAGGGCUUUGUGUUGGAGCCUAUUUCUUCCUAUUUAUGAAAAGAGGUAGGCGUACCUGUUUGACAGACGAAAUCAUAGGAUGUUAUAAAUAGAUUUUCUCGGCCAGUUCCUCCACCAACCAUGCACUCUUUAAAAACCUCUGUCAGUGAAGGGCUUAGUGUGUUAAGUGAAAACCUUGGCUCGAAUUGAGGGGGUAUGUGAGAGUACGCCAUACCUUUUGUUAAAGAAAAUGGCAAAAAGCAUAGAAAAUAAAAUAAAACGGACCCUAUUAUAUAAAGCAAUCUAUAAUGGUGCUUUAGUCCGUGAUGCUUUAUGCUAGAAACAAGCUGUAAAAUACAUGGGAAAGCCGAGACUCCGAUGCAUAUGGGGAUAUAUUUGGUUUGUCUAUGACAUUGAGGCUGAGCUACAACCUUCUAUAGCCGACGAGACAAAAAAUUGACUUUGCUUGGGAAGUAAUCUAAUAUGUGUGAUUCUGUCGCUAUCAAUUGAGCUAUUAAUUUUCUGUAAAAUGUUUAAACUCCAACAGCUUUUAGGGAAGUAUGCAAGGUCAACGCAUUCCUCUGACACAGCAAAACACAUGAAUAAGAGGAGCCUGCUUGUCAUCAGAAACGAGGAUUAUAACACAGCUGCAAUGAGCAUUACUAUGGAUGAAGACAAGAUUAACAAAAUAUGGUCUUAUGACAAAAGUACAACAAAUACAUCAUAGGAAUGAUAGCUGGCUAUCGCUAUGUAAACCUGGCAUUGUAUGUCAAUCACUAACUGCUACAGUGUGCAAUACUACCUUUGCUCCUUCUAGCCAAAGGUUAAUACAGUAUGAUCCCCCAAAAAGGGGAUUCUUUUAAAUAGGCAGUGCAUGGACAUUUUCACAUUUCAGUUAAUGGGAGGAGAGAUGUGAAUAAGAAGUCAAGAAGAUUUAAAGGGAUUUCUUUAAAAAAAAUAUAUUGCACCAGAUGGAUGAAAUCAUCUUAUCUACAGUAAGAGCAUAGUCUCGUAUUACACAGUCGAACAAAUGCACAAAAAGCACAGUGUAGGCUAUUUAUGUUAUUGGAGGUUAUUAUGAAAUGCAAAUGUCCUCAGCAAUGCUGGCGUAGACAAUCAACUCUAAUUUCAUGGUGUAUUUUCAGUGACAUUAUGCAUGUUAUAAUGGAUUUAUGUACAUAUUAAUGCUAGAUUACAUAGAAAGUGAGACAAGACUAACAGUAAGGACCAGAUUAAGCCUAGUCCAGGACUAAAAAGCAUUCUCCGUCUCAAUGGAAAUUCUAAUUUGAAAGAGGUUUUUAUUCCAGGACGAGGCUGAAUCUGUCUAGGAAACCGACCCUAGAUGAGUCCUGCCCAUCAAGUGUGGGGUGUCUUGAAGAAACUGUCCCCUUAUGUCCUGUGCAAUGCAGUUUUCAAUAUGGAAACUGCAUUCAGUGCGCGGGGUGUUUGUUGAAGUCUGUGAAUCAAUGUGUCAUCCCAUAGAAACCCAUUUAAAUCUUUUUUUAAUCUACUCUCACUCACUAGCCUAACUCACUAAAUCAAUCUUAUUGGAGCCACUAUUUUUAGGUAGGUUUAUUGAGUGGUAAAUGAAAUGCAAGCAAUACUUUAUGAUAUUAAUUUGAAAAACAGUCACACUUAGACAUUCCAUUUUUCUUCAGUGUUGACAGCUAUUAGUACAGUACACCAAAACCUUCUCAGGAAAUUGCCAUUCAAUUUUAUCCUUGCAUCCUUCUUUUGUUGCCAUUUUUUUUAUUCCACUCAGUAUUUUGAUGUUAAUUUAACAGUUGUUAUACCACACAUUUUUAUAUUUCUAUACUUUUUGAAAUGUUGUUUUCUGGUUUUUAUUAGCAUUUAAUAUAAUAAGAAUUGCUGGUUCGAAAUUGUCGAACUUUGAAUAAAAUAAAUCUGAAAUCAUA